AUGUCGGUGCAACGGUUAUUGUUUCUACAUGGGUUUUUGCAGAAUGGCAAGUUAUUUAGUGAGAAGUCAUCUGGAAUCAGGAAGUUGCUUAAAAAGAGUAAUAUUCAGUGUGAUUACAUGGAUGGGCCGGUAGAGUUGGAGAGGGGCCAGUUGCCCUUUGAGGUGGAGGAUGAUAGAUGGGAGGCUACUGUUGAUGCGAAUUUGAACAGGGCAUGGUUCUACCAUAGUGAUGUUUCGCGGGAGUUGGAAGUGGGUGAUGCGAUUGCUAGAGUUCGCGAGUAUAUUCAGCAGAAUGGGCCUUAUGAUGGUAUAGUUGGGUUUUCUCAGGGGGCUGCGUUGUCUAGUAUUAUCACGAAUAAGAUCUGCGAGCUUGUUCCAGGGCAUAAGCCUUUUGAUGUUAGCGUUAUUAUAUCUGGUUAUGCCUUUACGGAACCAGGCGAUGAGGGUGAUGCAGGGCAAUUCAAGAUUACUCAGAGAUACCAAGAUUGCUUUAAACCGAGAGAUGGCUUUAACACCAAGAUUCUGUGUGUUUAUGGGGCAGCUGAUAUGGCAGUACCAGCGGAAAGAUCAAAGUAUUUGAGUGAGAUAUAUACUUUAGCGUAUGGUGAUGAGCAGGUGAAGGUUUAUGAGCAUCCUGGGGGGCAUAUGGUUCCAAAUAAGAAGGAUAUCAUUAGGCCCGUUGUUGAAGAAAUUAAUAAAGCUCUCCAUAAUACAUCUAGUGGGUAA
Eremothecium cymbalariae DBVPG#7215 is the source of this 726-nucleotide messenger RNA. RefSeq names its product putative serine hydrolase (gene FSH1). Gene Ontology annotation, cellular component: nucleus; cytoplasm. The record is from RefSeq and is a predicted model, not a curated record. The transcript has a single exon. The coding region runs from base 1 to 726 and encodes 241 amino acids. NCBI's taxonomy places the organism in Eukaryota, Fungi, Ascomycota, Saccharomycetes, Saccharomycetales, Saccharomycetaceae.